GACUGCGAAUAUCAUUCAUUGUUGUUCAGUGAGAGAGUGAAGAACAGUAAACAUCGCCCAAACGCAUAUCAAUCCAGAACCUGAAAUCGGAUCAUUUGCACAGCUGCUCUGAAACAACUUGUUGCUUAAAUCGGCAUUUGGUUGAGCUGAAAUACAAUGUCAAUCUUUCCAUCAGUUCACAUUACACCUAUGGAGAAUCGAGCUCCUACAUGUUUAUUAUCUCACUUUGGAAGAGUUGGUAACCUGAAGGUUCUUCCAUUUUCGCGACAUUUUAAAUGUUCAGCUAAUAAUUCUCAUAGAAUCAAUCAAUACUAUAGUAAAGAUCCUUUUCCAGAUUUACGUCCUGAGGUAUUUAUGUUUAAAGGUGAGGGUGGUAGCAAAGUAGUUAAACCUAAUAAAGACAGUUCCAGUGGAAGUAUAACCGAGAAUUUGAUAGAUUCGUUGGAUCUUCAUAAAUAUAAUGGAGCUAAAAUCAAAGUCAUUGGUGUCGGAGGUGGUGGGUCGAAUGCUGUCAAUAGAAUGAUAGAAAGUAAAAUGAAAGGUGUGGAGUUUUGGAUAGUAAACACUGAUGCUCAAGCGAUACGAAUAUCUCCUGCGUUUCCUGAGUACAGAUUACAGAUUGGCCAAGAGCUAACCAGAGGACUUGGUGCUGGUGGAAACCCUGAUAUUGGUAUGAAUGCUGCUAACGAAAGCAAAGAAACGAUACAAAGAGCUGUUUCCAAUGCAGACAUGGUCUUUGUAACGGCUGGGAUGGGAGGAGGAACAGGAACAGGUGGGGCUCCAGUUAUUGCAGGCAUUGCCAAAUCUAUGGGCAUUUUGACUGUUGGCAUCGUGACAACUCCAUUCUCCUUUGAGGGAAGAAGGAGAACCGUACAAGCUCAAGAAGGGAUUGCAGCUUUGAGAGACAAUGUGGAUACACUGAUUGUCAUCCCAAACGACAAGCUGUUGACUGCGGUUUCCCCUUCAACCCCAGUAACUGAAGCAUUUAACCUGGCAGAUGAUAUUCUACGACAAGGCGUUCGUGGAAUCUCCGACAUAAUUACAAUCCCUGGAUUGGUGAAUGUGGACUUUGCUGAUGUGCGAGCUAUCAUGGCAAAUGCAGGCUCAUCAUUGAUGGGCAUAGGAUCUGCAACAGGGAAGAACCGUGCAAGAGAUGCUGCAUUAAGUGCUAUACAGUCACCAUUGUUGGAUAUAGGUAUAGAGAGGGCAACAGGAAUUGUGUGGAAUAUAACUGGAGGCAAUGAUUUAACUUUGUUUGAGGUGAAUGCUGCAGCAGAGGUUAUCUAUGAUCUUGUAGAUCCUAGUGCUAACUUGAUAUUUGGAGCAGUCAUAGAUCCAACAUUAUCUGGUCAAGUUAGCAUAACUCUGAUCGCGACUGGAUUUAAACGACAAGAAGAAACAGAAAGGAGGCCUGCUCAGGCAAAUCAAAUAGACAUGGGAAGACCUUCCAUGUAUGGUGAAGGUGGUAUUUCUGUAGAGAUUCCAGAGUUCUUGAGGAAGAAAGGGAAGUCUCGAUAUCCAAGAGUUUGAAUUUUUCAUUAAGAGUGUCUUAGUAUUCAUCAUCAUCAUAUGAUUUUCUGUUCUGUUCUGUCUGUCCACUUGGACUGUUUGUUGUUAGGGAAUUAGUUCAGGCAAUUAUAUAAGUUUCUAUAUCUUAAGAGCAAAGUGAUGAUAAAAGAAAUCAUCCUGAUAAAAAAAAAGUGCAUGUGUUUUUGGGGAAGAGUUUUAUGGGAUUAUCAAGACAUUAGCGUCGUUAGAGCCCCGUUUGGAUUGAUUGAUAGGUUGUAGGUGUUUGAAUCUUUUACAAUUGUCAACAUUGAGAUUCUAGAAACAUGAUUUGAUGAAAAUAAGAUAUUUAUAUGGGUUAUUAUGA
Impatiens glandulifera is the source of this 1873-nucleotide messenger RNA. Its product is annotated as cell division protein FtsZ homolog 2-1, chloroplastic-like. The transcript is spliced from 8 exons. The record is from RefSeq and is a predicted model, not a curated record. Lineage: Eukaryota; Viridiplantae; Streptophyta; Magnoliopsida; Ericales; Balsaminaceae. The coding region runs from base 157 to 1530 and encodes 457 amino acids. Gene Ontology annotation, molecular function: GTP binding; GTPase activity. Gene Ontology annotation, cellular component: chloroplast; cytoplasm. Gene Ontology annotation, biological process: chloroplast fission.